GACGAGAUGGCGAAGAUUCUGGAGCACUCGGAAAAUUUAUGUUCAUCUUUGAAGAGAAAACGAGGAAAAAUGCAACGUCCACUGAGUUCUGCUUCAGAAAGCAAGGAAACUGAACUCCUUUCUCUUCAUGAAAUGUUUUGUGUGGUGUCCAGCCAGUUAACAGAAGAUGAUUUUGAAGUCCUUAAACACUUGUACAUCGGGAGCACGAUCAGUGAUGAUCGCGGAAGGAUCAAGACCCCUUCCGAUCUGUUCUUCGCUAUGGAGAAAUCAGGACUGUGCGACUCUUCAAACUUUCAAGAGAUUUUGAAUGUCCUCAGACUGAUUACAAGGCAUGAUUUGAUCCCAUUCGUGACAAGGAGGAAGAGAAAAAGAGGUGUUGCUGAUCCUGUAGACGACUAUCUUGAUCUGUGUACAUCAUCGUCCGGCCCCCCUCCUCAUCCAUCAGAAUCGACCUCGGGACGACAUCCAUCAUCUUCCUCAUCAUCUUCCGCCUUGUUGUCCUCAUCACUACCACCACCAUCCAUGUCUGAGCCGAUGGAGUCGUCAUCAUCAUCAUCAUCAUCAUGCAACUGCAGUCCGUCAAAACAUACUGUAAACCCUUCUACCCACCCCGAAUGUUCGGACUCGCGUCCCCAAGCUUGUAGUGUUCACUCGAGGGCCAUCGCCACGACAACCAGAUGUCAGAAGACGGUUGGGAUUUCACCUGAAGCCAGAGGUUUACCAAGGGAGAGACCUAAGCAUACAUGUGACAUUAGACUACGGGUACGUGCUGAAUACUGCUGUCAUGACAACGCUCUCGUAGGCCACCUACACUCCAUUGUACGGCAUCCAUUGAGGCGGCAUCUGGACCUGUUCUCACAAGCCAGUGCCAUAUUGAAAGGUCGCGACCUUGGAUCCAUCGUAUGUGACAUCAAGUUUUCAGAGUUGACGUAUCUUGACGCUUUCUGGCGAGACUACAUCAACGGAUCGCUUCAGGCUGCUCUGAAAGAUGUCUUCAUAACGGAUUCUUUGAGGACGGCUGUAGGAGAUGAAGCCAUCAAACUCUUGGUCAAUGUAGAUGAAGACGACUAUAGAGCUGGAAGAAGUAAACUUCUCUUGAACUUAAUAAAUUAAUGCCCAACAGAUGGGGCCCUGAUAUGAUGAUGAUUAUUUGAACUUCUUAUCUGAUUCAAAUUUUUAAGGUAAGGGGUAUGUACAUUACAGUAGAAUGUAUAGUCGACCUGUAAAGUUAGAUAAUCGACCUAGUCAAAGAAUUUUUGUUCAGAUCAGAAUAUGCAAAGCAUCUUAACCCGUUUAACACUGAAUGCUGUUUUCCCAUAGGUCCCCUUUGUAUACAGUCCACUAGCAAUAAGAAUAGGUUAAGUCAAACAGAUUUCUGUGAUCUGAAGAUAUUUGACUUGAAGAAUUUUUUCAUAUUUAUAAUGCUGUUUGUAAAGUUAUACAUGACUCAAUAUUAAUUUUAAAGGAAACCAAACCCCAAUUUUAGAGAAUCAUUCUAAUCUAAGAAGAAAGAGUAAAAUGAGAGGACCAAUUUAAAACAAGUUUCAUCAAAAUCUGUUGUAAAAUAAGAGAGUCAUGGAAGUUUGAAAAGUCUUGCACUUUUUAUGGUAAUCCACAAAUUUGAUGAAACUUGUUUAAAAUCACUCCACACAUCUUACCCUUUCCAAUAAGGUUAAAUUCUUGCCCUGGUUUUGCUUUACUUAAAUGAAAGAUUUGUUGAUAAUGUUGCUGCAUGUACUGCAGAUUAGAACUGUAUCAAGUUGUAUUCAUACAUAUGAAAGAAAGAUUAUAUAUUCUGUUCAUUUUUAUUUUCACAAUUGAAAAGUAAAUUCCUAAUAAUCGUGAUUCUGUGUAACCAAUUUUAUUUAUUUUAUAUUUACAGUCCUCAAAGGAAUUUUUUUCUCUUCUAGACUUGAAAAUACAUGGGUAAUUUCUGAUAUACAGUGUAUGAAGAAGGCACAAAAAAGGCCGUUUCGUGAAAUCGCGGAAAAUCACUGUGUCCCUACCUAAUAGCAGGUAUUAUUGACAACGAGAGAAAGGUUAUCGAUAUCGCUGAGUGGCAAAAAAACAAGCGAUUAUCGACAAGACUAUCGAUAAAGAUGUUAUCGAUAACAGCCCUACGUAAAAUGCUUUCAAUCAAUUCAAUUCACUAACAUUUAUUUCCAAAGGCUCGCAUUAUUUAAGACAUUAAUAAGAGUUACAAUAUACAGUGGUGUGAGAGUUCAGAUUUUCAUCUGAUUUCAGAUUUGUUUUGUUUUGAUUUUCAGCUUAAUUUCAGCUAAUUUUUGGCCUUCCUCUGUACAAAAAGUAUGGGAGCUCUUUCUAUGUCAGACUUUUUCAACACUCUUCAGCUUUUUUCAGAUCUUUUUAUUUGUGACCACUCACACCCCUGAAUAUAGGAUGUUUCUAAAAAAAAAAGGUAACCAAAGUUUAAAAUUAAAGGUCAACUUUAUCAAGAAUACAUGAUUUAUUCUUGUGAUUUUUAUUCUGCAUUAUAACUGAGUCAUUCAUCAACUUUAAUUCGGUACUGUAAAUGACUUAUUUUAUGACAAGAUUGUAUAUUAUCAGUUAUUGUUGUAUUACUAUUAAACACUCACUAUCUGAUUAUUUUUGUACAUUGACUGUGAAAACAAAUGUAAACUGGAGCCAUAUUGUCUGUGAAAGCAAAUGUACAUGUAAACUGAAGGUUUAUUAAAUAAAACACCCUACUGUGGGGGAAAAAGAAAUUGGAAAAAAAAACACUUUAAUUUGACACCUUGCGUCACAAUUGUCCUGGGUCACAGAGUUACUUUUAUGGCCCUUCGAAAGUCAAGGGUACAAAACCUACUUUUUCAAAGUUUUUGCUUUUAACGUACAUGCAAGAAAUCCACUUUGUUGUAAGGUGUUGGUUUCAUUGAGAGUUUUUUCUUGCAUAUUUCAGUGAAAUGCUAUCCCUUCUGCUACUAUUUUGCGAUUGCAUGUUACGUAACUGGUGUCUAGCUGCAAUUUUGAUUUAGCACAUCCUUAUGUGACUUUGCAAGCACAGGUUUGUGCUUGUGAAUACUCCCCAGGGAGUGGAGGAUGUGCACACAUUUUGUGCGGGAAUGACUGAUGAUUCCGAUGACCGGGGUAAUGAUAUUUCUGUAAAGCGCUUACACGUUGCUCCGAUGUAUUAAGCGCUAUAUAAAAGCAGAUUAUUAUAUUAUUAUUAUUUUGGUAUGAGAUACCUGAUACAUGUUCUUCGUCACAAUCACGCAAUGGUUAAAAGAGCAACGCAAGACAUACAUCGUUGACAGGGGAGGUACUUCGAAAACGUUGAAAGUGUCGGUGUAAAAGGUAGGGAUGAAUAAUGUGUUCAACAGAAAUUUAAGCCAGGCAGUUGAUAUGUACGCAAGUCACUCACAAACAGUUAACGGAGCGGAUAGCAUUUUACUGAAAUUUGAAGGGAAAAACUGAUGAAACCAAAAUCUAACAACAAAGUUAGUUUCGUGCAGGUACAUGAAAACCCCAAGCUUGGAAAAAGUCUGUUUUGUUCCAUUCUUCUUCGAUGGACCAUUACUCUGUGACCCGUGGCAAUUGUGAUGCAAGCAAGGUGUCAAAAUUAAAGUUGAUGAGGUACUCAGUUAUGUAGAAUAGAAAUGACAAGAAUAAAUCAUGUAUUCUUGAUAUAGCUGACCUUUGAACUUUAGUUACCUGUUUUUAGAAACACCCUGUAUAAUCAAGGCGACAGCUCGUUCUCCCUAUUCAAUCCUUUAACUGUGUUCUGUGAUUCCCAAUCGGCUUUAUACAUGGACAAAGCAGUUUCAGUUGGCAGUGGGUUAACUGACCAGGGGCCCGUUGCAGAAAGAGUUGCAAAUCAUGCGCAGCUUGAUUUUCAACCAAUCAACAGCACGCAUUUGGGACUUGCGAUUGAUUUUUUGACUUGCGUUUAAAUGCAACUUUCUGCAACGGACCCCUAUUCAGUCUAUUACAGUAGUAUUAGCUGGGUAAGGGUUUGGCCUAUGGUGAUCUGCACCUAUCUAUGGAGAACAUGAACAAAUUGUAUAACUGGAGACUCCUCUGGUGGGAAGUCUCAGGAAGUGGCGGAUCCAGGUUGGGGAACAUCUGGCCCUUGCCCCACCCCCCUCCCCUUUUGAAACCCAUAAAAACUAAUUUGAGUGAAAAAUGUGCAUACGCAAAUGGUGACCUUUUUUUGGGGGGGGGCGGGGAUGGCUUGCCAAAUUUGUUUGUGACACAAAUAACCAUCAUUUUUAUUAGUCAGAAUUUUUCUGAACUGAAAUGUCCCCCCUCCCCCCUUUGGAAAAUCCUGGAUUCACCCUGGUCUGAGGCAGGACUUACUCUGGAUGUGACUACAGCUUCAUUCUUUACUAUUUUUUUUGUUGUCAACAUACAUGCAAUUGCAUAUAUGUGACCAGUCACCCCAAAAAUCAACAGUAAGUCGCCCAAAAUGAAUAUUGAGAUUUACAUUGAGCAUGGAAAACCACUUCCUAAGAUAAAGAUGACAUGAAAUUUGAUCAACAAUAGUUUGGGGUUCACUCAAGUAUGAGAUGUGCACACGUGCACACUCUGCAAUCUUGGUGUAACUUCCAAGUAGUAAACUCAAUGGUGUCAAAGAAACUCUUGUAUCUUUUAUUUCAUACAACUUUAAAACUUCAAAUUUUCACAGUAUGAAGAAGAAGAAUUGCUCUUUCAGAUAAGUAAGUUUUCUAAAUUUUGCUUUUUGGAGACCAAAUUACUAUUUUGGCUAUUUACAGAGAACCUUCCAUGGCGACUUAUUGUUGGUUUUGGGGUGGCCGGUCACAUAUACACAUUUUUGAUAUAGAUAGAGGUAAACUUGCUUAGGUCAUCCUUUCAUAUUAAAGUUGAAGCAGUUUAUUUCAAACCAGAUUAUGCAAAACGUAUUAUUUGCCUCCUACUUAACUUUCAUGUUGAUUUCGGUAGUUCCAGAAGAUUAGACUUAAGGAAGGUUACCUGUAUCAUUUAUUAAGGUUAAAAGGAUACUCCAGGCUAAACGUAAAUUGGCCCAUAUUCCGAACUCUGGUUUGUCUUAGACCAUGGUUUAACUCUGCGCUAAAAUUAUGGGAAGCCAAACUUGUCAAAAUUUGUUCACAUGGUAUGUUUCUUAUGUUUUCUGUGCUCUACUGUUAGAGAUUUAUUAUUGGCUAUCCAUAGUUAAACCACAAUUUCAAACCAGAGUUUAAAUUAAAUACGACUUCAAAAUAUUGGCCAUUAUAUCUAGGGUAAAAUUCACUUAACAACAUGCUUUUAAUUCUGAAUAAAUAACAUUAAAAUUGAGCAAUAUUUUGUAAAACCAGUUAUAUUCAUGCCAUCAUGAAUAUGCAAUAAAUGAUCCGAUGAUGUCAUGUCCCCACUUUCCUUUUUCUUUUAAAUUACAUGAAACCAUAAUUUUUUCAUAUUUUCAAACAAGAUGAUAUGUCUCCCUUUAAUAAAUAAGUUGCAGCAAUAAUUAUUUGUCUAACACUUUAAGUCAAGUGUCAAUCCAAUAUAUUAUUUCAUUAUUGGAGGAAAAAUUGAAGGAGAUAAUUAUUAUCUCAUAUAAUUAAAUACAGAAGAAUAAGUGGGGAUAUGACAUCAGCUUGCUCAUUGCAUAUUCAUGAAGACAUGCAGAGAACUCUUUUACCGACAUAAUGUAAAAUUUUAAAUUGUUGCUUUGUUAUUCCUUGUUCGGUUUUUAUGAAUUUUUCUUUUUUUUUGUUAAGUUGGAUUUUACCUAAUCUGUUAAGCCUGGAGUACCCCUUUAAGGUGAAUUGUAUAAUAACUUGAUGCUAAUGAAGAGAAAAUGAGAUGCAAAUGAACUUAUUACAAACAGACUGAAAGUUUUUUUUUCCAAGGUUCUUGUAAAGUAAUACAAAUACAUUUAUCUCCACCCAAUUGGCAACCUUCAAAUGUUGAAAGAUGACAUUUUGUUGACCUAUUGGAUAAUCUAUGGAAUUAUAAAUGUUUUUGUUGUCUUGGAAUGUACAAUAAAGAUAUAUGGAUUUAAACUGA
This is a messenger RNA of Lytechinus pictus (painted urchin), 5988 nucleotides long. RefSeq names its product death effector domain-containing protein-like. Lineage: Eukaryota; Metazoa; Echinodermata; Echinoidea; Temnopleuroida; Toxopneustidae. Gene Ontology annotation, cellular component: nucleolus. Gene Ontology annotation, biological process: extrinsic apoptotic signaling pathway via death domain receptors; regulation of apoptotic process; apoptotic process. The transcript is spliced from 3 exons. Bases 7 to 1113 code for a protein of 368 amino acids. Gene Ontology annotation, molecular function: protein binding; DNA binding. The record is from RefSeq and is a predicted model, not a curated record.